Clonostachys rhizophaga is the source of this 1644-nucleotide messenger RNA. NCBI's taxonomy places the organism in Eukaryota, Fungi, Ascomycota, Sordariomycetes, Hypocreales, Bionectriaceae. The record is from the annotation of a GenBank genome assembly.
AUGGCAUGGGAAGACGUUGCAGCAGAGAAGAAGAGCCGUAUCGAUGGGUCUAUUCCGCAGGAAUGGCUCAUCAAGGGCCUUCAAGGUGAUGACAAUGCCAUGGAUUACCCCGCUAGAAGUGGGAUAUUGAGCCCCAAGGAGCUUCAACUUACCAAUAGCUCAGCUGUUGAUCUUGUCAAUAAAAUGGCAGCAGGCGAGUUGACCUCUGUAUCGGUUACGACUGCCUUUUGCAAGAGGGCCGCUAUUGCGCACCAGACGGUUAAUUGCUGCCAUGAAUUUUUCCCAGACGUCGCACUCGCCAGGGCCAAGGAGUUGGACGAUUAUUUUGAUAAAACGAAGAAGCCAAUUGGCCCACUGCAUGGGCUCCCAAUCUCACUUAAAGAUCAAUUCCGAAUCAAAGGCCUAGAAACUACUAUGGGUUACGUCGGAUGGAUUGGAAAGUAUGAUACCGAGGACUCUGUCCUGGUGACCCUACUUCACAAAGCAGGCGCCGUGUUUUACGUCAAGACCAGCGUUCCUCAGACACUGAUGACUGGCGAGACGUUUAACAACAUAAAUGGGCGAACAGUCAACCCUCGGAACAAGAAUUGGUCCUGUGGUGGCAGCUCGGGUGGUGAAGGUGCUCUCGUAAGCUUCCGAGGCAGUAUUAUUGGCGUUGGAACUGAUAUUGGUGGAUCAAUCCGUAUUCCUUCUGCUUUUAACUUCCUCUAUGGUCUUCGACCAAGUCAUGGAAGGCUUCCAUACGCUGGGAUGGCGAACAGUAUGGAAGGUCAGGAGACAAUUCACAGCGUUUGUGGUCCUCUCUGCCACUCAAUCCAGGAUAUGAAAUUAUUUGUCACCUCUGUCUUGGCUGAGAAGCCCUGGAACCAUGAUUCCAAAGUGGUGCCCCUGCCAUGGAGGCAGACCGAGGAAGACGAAGUCAAGGCCAAAAUCAAAUCAGGAGACUUGGUUCUAGGAUUUUAUAACUGCGAUGGGAAUGUUACUCCUCAUCCCCCGGUCUUGCGAGCAGUGCAGACAGUCGUGGACCAGGUUAAGGGAGCCGGCCACACCGUAGUUCCUUGGGAGCCCUACAAACAUCCUCGUAUCGUGGAUUUGACCAACAUGAUUUACGGCUCUGAUGGUGGAACCGAUGUGCUCACGGCCAUGGGCCAGUCAGGCGAGCCGCCCAUUCCUAACAUUGAUCAACUUCUCCAUCCAUCUUCAUCAAAAAAGGUGGAUAUGAACCAACUAUGGGAUGUUCAGCUAGAGAAGUGGAACAUCCAGCGCGAAUAUCUGUCGAGGAUCAGAGAGUUCGAAGUCAAGACUGGUAAAGAACUUGAUGCGAUUAUCGCUCCCGUCACGGCAACAGCUGCAAUCCGGCAUAAUCAAUUAAGAUACUAUGGAUACAGCACUGUUACCAAUUUCCUCGACUUUUCCAGCGUUGCCGUCCCCGUUACAUUUGCAGACAAGAGCAUCGAUACCAAAAAGGGCGAUUUUCAACCACUAACAGACAUUGAUAAAGAGGUUCAGGCUGAGUAUGAUCCUGAAGCAUACCACGGUGCGCCAGUCGCUAUACAAGUUAUUGGUCGUCGGUUGACCGAAGAGAAGGUCAUGGCCAUUGCGGAAGAAAUUGGUAGAUUGCUGGGCAACGCUGUAGCCUCUUAG